Trachymyrmex cornetzi is the source of this 4107-nucleotide messenger RNA. It is a transcript of the gene mtRNApol, whose product is annotated as mitochondrial RNA polymerase. The coding region runs from base 139 to 3924 and encodes 1261 amino acids. Gene Ontology annotation, cellular component: mitochondrial DNA-directed RNA polymerase complex. The record is from RefSeq and is a predicted model, not a curated record. Gene Ontology annotation, molecular function: mitochondrial promoter sequence-specific DNA binding; DNA-directed RNA polymerase activity; protein binding. Gene Ontology annotation, biological process: mitochondrial transcription. NCBI's taxonomy places the organism in Eukaryota, Metazoa, Arthropoda, Insecta, Hymenoptera, Formicidae. The transcript has 9 exons.
GGCGCCUCGUGUUUUAUUAUCAUUUAUUAUGGCGAUUUGUGAGUGAGGUUAGGGGUUAACGUGUCGCGCCGACCAGCGCCGACACCGUCAUCGGCAUCCUCGGCAAUCGAUGACUCGCGUCACGCGACCAUCGUAAGAAUGCUCAACUUUCUGAGGACCCGUACCGUCUCGAUGCAGAAUGCACGUAUCAUGUCAGGCCGACCAGUCACCCAGAGCCGGGCGAGACUAUGCUCGUUCUGCAAAUUCCAUCAUCUGAGCCCACCCCGUGCAGUGAGAUGUACAAUGAUUCGAUGUUAUGCAACAACCGAUACAGUAAAACUACGCACUCCCUUGCAAAAGAAAGUUAAACGUCGCACGAAAAAAUAUGCAGAGUUAUUGGAAGUAACAGAUCAGACGACCAACAACAGGAAAGCAGCAGUGAGCAGGUUGAGUUCUGCUCAAAUGUCCAUUCUGGUUAAUCAGCCUAAUAUUACACUAGACAAACUGCACGAGAUCUCUAAUUUUCGUGUUAAGAAGGAGACGAUCACGACACAAAAGAAGGACACUAGUGAAAAGACUGGAGUUAAAAAAGAUUUAGUUCAUAUGGAUGACAAAGAGGACGAUACACAUUAUGCCAUACCUAAAGAAUUUGAUGGGCAAUUAGAUGAUACAUCCGCAGUUAUGGAGAAUCUGAAAGAAUCUGGCAUAAGUGAUCAAACUGCGUUGAUUAAAGAUUCUUCUUUUCUGAAUAUGCUGCAGGGUGAUAAAAACGAAGAGAGGGAUAAUCAAGAUGAUACACUUAAGCAGAUUCCAAAAUAUGAGUCUUCAAUUUCGUACGCUACAAUUCCUUUCACAAAUGAGCCAGAUCCAUUGGAGAAUCGUCUUUUCGAUCACAAUCUAAUUUCUCAGUUAUUAGCGCAUAUUGACGUUUAUAUACAAAUCAACAUGCCGCAUAAGGCCUUCAAGUUGCUCACGUCGAAUAAAAACCAUAUUAAGAAAGGCAAAGUCUCCCCCGUGUCGCUUUAUAAUCUGCUCUUAAAGACCCAUAUUUCUAAUGCGCAUGUGGAAAAGGCAUUCGAGAUCUACAGAACAUUAAAGGAGGAUUCUGUCCAGCCGAACUUUGAGACGUACGCUCUCAUGUUCGAGAUAAUCGGAAGGAUAAAAAACCAGGUGAAAAGAGAAGAAAACGCGGCUGAAGUGAUGGCAGACAUGAACCACAAUGGCAUCUCCUUUGAUAAAAUAAUUAACACAUCGUUAAGUGCAACGCAACGCAACGCCAUUCUUCAUUGUAUGAGAUCAUUGGAUCCUAAUUAUUGUGUACAGUCUCAAGCCAAUGAUACCUCAUACAACUGCAAUCUACUGAGGGAUCUGACGACGAAUAAUAACUGGCAGAGCCCGGCGAAAGGAGUAGCGACCAUGGACGAGUUGCGGAAUAUGAUGCGUACGCAGAUCGACACAGAGAAGCAGUGUAUAAUGGAUGUAAAGAGCAUCGCGUUGUUCACCGGAGAUCCCGAAGUUAAACAGCAAGCUAUCAAACGGGUUGCGGAAUGGGAGAAGAUCUGGAAAUCGACUGUGGCCGAGGCUUUCGAGAGAAAUCUGACUUAUCUGAAACAGAAGGAGACAAAGGUGAAGAACGAUUUAAAGAUCUUGUAUCCAUUUCUGCAAGUAUUACCCAAGGAAGAGUAUGUCAAGGCGAUAAUGAACGAAAUCAGCCAGCUGACUAAAUUCUCCGAGGGAUUCAGUUAUACUAUGACGUAUCUUUAUCUAACACUGGGACAAUAUAUUUACAAGAGGUACGAGUUUCAGCGAAAGAUGAAGGACGGUGUUAUAGACAAUUCUAUUCAGAUUUACAAGACGUAUUUGGAGUGGUAUAUGAAGAAGAAUCCUGCUGACAGGAUCAGCAACGGGCGCAUCAAAUGGCAGCAACUCAUCGAUGAGGCCGAAAAGUCUGGUAUGUGUUGCGACCUCACGGUACCAGAAUGGUCUCGUAACACUAUGCUAAACGUAGGCAAAUUUCUAUACAACAUCAUCGUGAACGACGUGAAGAUUCCACACGUACCUAAGCCUGGUGCGCCCGAGCGGCAGAUACCCGCAUUCUACCUACUCUUCAGGCUCCACUCCAACAAGUUCUUUAUGGAAGAGAUCAAGCCUCAUCCUCAGUUACACAGAUUUUACAAGGACUCGCAUUCGGAGACACUGUCUUUUGACACAAUUUUGUUGCCGACGUUCUCUCCGCCUCGUCCUUGGGUCAACGUAAACACCGGCGGUUAUCUGUUCUCCAAGGCGGCGUUUGUUCGCGAUCCCUACAUGAAAUCAUCACACCUGCUAAGAAAUACGCCGACAAAACAACUGUAUCCAGCAUUCGACUGUUUGAAUCAACUCGGUUCGAUUCCGUGGAGAAUCAACGUACCCAUGUUGGAUAUCUUGAUUCAGAUUUUCAGGGAUGGGGGCUCAAAAGAGCUGAAUGUACCUCAACCAUCCACAGUAAUUCCAUCUUCGACGGAUAUCAUCGCGAGCGAAACAGAUAAGAGUCCUAAAGAGAUGUCAAAGUUGCUGCUUCAAUUCAAACGUAUGAAAAACGAGAUGCACUCGCUAUGGUGCGACUGUCUCUAUAAAUUAUCCCUCGCCAAUCACUUUAGGGACAAGAUAUUCUGGAUGCCGCACAAUUUGGACUUUAGAGGUAGGGCGUACCCAGUGCCGCCUCAUCUGACCCAUCUCAGCUCGGACUUAGGCCGCUCUAUUCUCAUGUUUGCUCAGGGUAAGCCUUUGGGUUCUGAUGGUCUGGAUUGGCUGAAGAUUCAUGCAAUAAACAUGUCCGGUUUGAAGAAGAAAGAACCAAUGCACAAACGGUUGGAGUUCGCGAAUGAGAUAUUAGACCUGAUUGUGGACAGCGCGAGGAAUCCCCUGACAGGAAAGAUGUGGUGGACCAAGGCCGACGAACCAUGGCAAACGUUGGCGGCAUGCAAAGAGAUAGAUAACGCUCUUCAAUCCCCAAACGUGAAGAAGUACAUCUGCCGACUUCCCAUUCACCAAGACGGUAGCUGCAACGGCUUACAGCAUUACGCUGCACUCGGAAGAGAUUUAAUAGGAGCGAAGAGCGUGAACUUGUAUCCUUCGAACAAGCCACAGGACGUGUACAGUGUCGUCGCUAAGAUGGUUGACGAGUACAGGAAGAUCGACGCGAAUGCUGGCAAUAAAAUAGCCCAGGCCUUGGAAGGACACGUCAGUAGGAAAGUCAUGAAACAGACUGUAAUGACCACAGUGUAUGGCGUGACGAAGUUUGGCGCCAGGCUACAGAUCGCCAGGCAACUCAGCGAUUUGAAGGAUUUCGACCAGACGUAUGUUUGGAGCGGCAGCAUGUAUCUAGUUGAAAAGACAUUCAUGUCUCUUCAGAGCAUGUUUAAAAGCGCGAAGGAGAUACAGAACUGGUUCACGGAUUGCGCCCGCGCUAUCACGAUCAGAUGCAACCAGAAUGUGCAGUGGGUGACGCCGUUGGGCCUUCCGGUCAUGCAACCCUAUUCCAAGAAGUCAAAUAAUUUGAAACUCAAAGUUUUCAAGAAGUUGGACACAGUAAAGCAAAAGAAUGCCUUCGCGCCGAAUUUUAUCCACUCGUUGGACUCUUGCCACAUGAUGUUAACGAGCUUGUAUUGUGAACAGGCGGAGAUCACAUUUAUGUCAGUGCACGAUUGUUUCUGGACGCACCCGUCCACGGUGGAUAUUAUGAACAGAAUUUGCCGGGAGCAAUUCAUCGCGCUUCACAGCGAGCCCAUUCUCGAGGAUUUGUCCGAAUUCUUUUAUAAAAAUUAUGGAAAGCACAUUGCGAGUAAUAAGCGGGAUGUGAAGCUAAGAGGCGACGAUGUUUCGCUAAAUGUCUUUCAAAAGAUACCGAACAAGGGUACCUUCGACAUCAACAUGAUCAUAUCGUCUCGAUAUUUCUUUAAUUGAAAUGUAACUGUAUUUAUUACGAGAAAAUGUACCAUUUAAAUGUAUAACAGUGUAAACUACUGUAAAGUUUUAACAUGAAUUGGCUUCGAUGUGCGUUGUGCGAACUACCACUGUAACUGUAAGUUAUAUAAGAUAAUUUUUAGAACGAUAUGUAAAUAGCUCAAUAGAAUAAUAAAUUUUCAA